This is a messenger RNA of Ostrea edulis (European flat oyster), 4703 nucleotides long. Its product is annotated as protein NDNF-like. The transcript has 5 exons. NCBI's taxonomy places the organism in Eukaryota, Metazoa, Mollusca, Bivalvia, Ostreida, Ostreidae. Bases 1420 to 3030 code for a protein of 536 amino acids. The record is from RefSeq and is a predicted model, not a curated record. Gene Ontology annotation, molecular function: protein binding.
GGCGUGUGGCCAGGAACAUGUACUCGGUACCUACAACUAGCGUGUGUAUUACAAGUGUACAUUACAAAUCUAGAGCGUCAAAACAGUGGUAGCCCAUCGGUUUAUUGUACCCUAAUUACAAACACUCAGACAGCUAUGUCGGCUGUUUACAUCUGGCCGUGACGUUUCUGGCGUCGGCCAGUCGUCUUGGAAACAGGUGAACAAUACUUUUAGUUUCUUACCCAAGAGGAAUCAAGUAUUAAAUAAACAGAGAAUUAAGUUCUCCGUGAUACUGUCCAUCUACCGUUAGUCGUACAAUGUCUUCUGUGUAUGAUCUGUGGAAAAUAUUGAAGAAAAAAAAUCAGUUGAGAUAUUCUUUUAUUUAAAAAAAAACACCUCAAUAUCAUAAAUCAGAAAAAAUUAGAUUAUAUGGAAAAAUCAAACGACAUUUCAAGAAAGGAGUGGCGAAUCUUCUGAAUUUUAAUAGACUGCAAAUCAAUUUAACAUGCUCAAGGCUACUGAAAGGUAAAUGAAAAUGGAAUUAUAUGAAAAAAGAUAUAUUUUUGUUCAUUUAUACAUGCUACGUAGAUUGUAUACAGCCCACUAACUUUCUGUCCAACCAAUCAUAUCGUACUUCGGUAGUCGCUGUACGAGAGAGCUUUCACGCUCUUCCUUCGCUUGAUCUAGAACAUGAAACGCCAACCAUGUGGAAAGUUCUUCUAAUAGUAAUUUUUUUGGGAACAAUGGAAUUAAGAGAAAAAAGUGAUUGUCAGAGAGACACGGUGAUACAUGACAUUAUGGAAGACGGUUUUCCAAAAUGACCGUUCUGCGAAUGGAUUAAUUCUGUUAGCACGAUUCCACGGAUUACAAAAUAUCGGAUCGUACUGUGUACCAGAGAGAUGAACUUUUUAAGGCAUUACAAUAUUGAUUCCUUACUGUUUUUUGCUUGCACGAGUUAAGCAAUUUGUGAUAAGAAAAAUCUGUGAAAAAAAUUGGACGUUUUUCCACCUGAGUCUCAGUCAAGUUUUACUCGACGGAUGCAGCAGACGUAGCAGUGAAUCGAUCUCGUCCGACGGACACCCUCUGCUUCAGGGUUCCUGCCAACUUUCUCCACUACAAGAAAUUAGCUCGGAUUAAUGACAAGUUUUAUCGCAAAUCACACGAUGGUAGCAAUCUUCUUGCAUCCCAUUAUCAUACGAGAGCUCAGCGUUGUUUUAAUUCAGGAUGUUUAAAUAUGUUUAUUAUUGGUUCCUUCGACUUUCUUGAAUUUGUGUUCAGUAUGCAAUGUGUGUUUAUGGUUGGAAGGUUACUUUUCAAAAUGUCAUUUGAAGUGGACGCCGUUUGUCAAGCUUUUAAUACAUACAUUUUUUUGAAUGACCACAUUGUGAUGAAUUUGCGGAGAACGCAACAAUGACCUGAAAUAACAGGCUAAGGUCCACCAUGCCACCGUUGCUGGAUAAGGCAAGAUAUAUAAUAUUGUUGCUAUUGUAUACGACACUGGGAGUGCAGAGCGGGGAAGAGUUUAAGUUUGGCGAUACGGAAUCCCCUUACUUUUAUCAAUCCAAGAUUCUUCCAGAGAGAAAGGAGGUUACCGACUACCUCCUAUACAACAGAACAGUAAAAAUAUUUUUCGUCCAGGACGAAGACCGGAAGCCGUUUUUUCUCUCAGUCAUUCCUUGCGCAUCCUCUGUAGAGUGGACAGUUACUCACAAGAGUGCAUCACAAAUCAAAGAGUCCAACAGCGAGUCUUCAGAUCCACCGAAGUCAAAACUAAGACCUGCAGUUCUGUACAAACACACAGGUAGAGACUUUCAUACUUUCAAAUACGACAACGGAUCGUCAGGACUCUAUACCAUAGAUAUCCGACCUCUGGAGAGCGAUACGUACGUCAAUCUUUAUGUAUCCAAUCGCUUUCCUAUAAAGAAUUAUCCUGUUUUGCCAAGAGACCACACAGUGAAAGUGAAGAAGCGCAGUAGAAAAAGUUUUACUGUUGAAUGGCAAUCUAGUCCACAAGAAACUCCAUUCGACAAUCUUAUCGAGUAUCACAUAGCAGUGAACAGAAAGCGCUCUUUUGAUACAUUUUGCUCACUGAUGUCGCAUUACAAAGGGGAUUCGCGGCCUCCUCCGCCCUCAAAUUUUAAUUUUUCAAAUGAAAUCCGGCGUGGAAAGGAAUUUCUAGAAAGGGCUAGGCCGAUCGGUCCUGCCAAAAAGAACGAAAUAAUUUAUAAAAAAUUAGGAGUGAAAACCAAAUACACGUUCAAUGGAGCUCGACCUGGACGAAAAUAUCACGUGAAUGUGUUUGUAUUCAACAGAGCAACAGGCAAAGCCAGUGCAUUUAAAAGUUUAACUGUGAGGACUAAACCGAAAAAACCUCCGAAAGGAGGAAAAAUCAGAGACGGUAGAGUUCAAGUUCAUGAAUUCACCAAACCCAAAGAAUUGUUGACAAUGUCAUAUAAAGUGAACAAACCUGCCAAGGAAGUGUUGCUUGGUGUUCACGUGUGCGGUGGAAAGAUCAGAUUUCAAAUAAGGACGAAAAAGAAGAAGGUGUUCAGUCGAAGAAUACAAAAUUAUAAAGAAUUUACUCUUAAAAACCUCCCAAAAGAUAUUUAUUCAGUGAAAAUCAAAGGUUCCAAGAAAGGGAGGGGUGAAGUAAGAUUCACAUUAACUACUAAGAAAAAUAAAUAUAGAUAUCCGAGGUUACCUAAAGACACAAAGGUGACGUCACUCAAUUCUACGUGUGAAAACGUGACUAUUGCCUGGUUAGGUGAAACACAGAGACAAAAGUUCUGUAUUUAUAAGACGGAAUUAUCAGAGAAGGGGAGUAAACGUCGACCAAAAAUUGAUCAGUGUUCCAGUGAAAUUGACAAAGCCAGUGAAUUAGUGUUUUGCAAACGAUUUAAAAAUCACAACCAGCAAUUGUUACGAGAAACAAUUAAUGGACUUAAAGCAAAUCACAAUUACAGAAUUGACAUUAUUGUUAGGCGAAGUGGAAGUUCUAAAUUCUUUUUACGAUAUGACAGUUUAUACUUAAAAACUGAAAAUACAUGUUGAAAAGAAUGGUGGUGUUUGUAUGGCGUGUGGUCGAAGAGUGUUUGAAUGCUAGACUUUUCUGAUGAACGCUUGUCUGCAUCAUAGACGGACAUGUUAAGGUAUGGCCUUGUAUGUCUGUUUAUCUGUUGACAAUUCAGUUUAGGGGUUUAUUUUUGUUAUAUAUUUCUAAUCCUUAAGGAUUUAACUUGGUAUAUAUAUAUAUAUAUGGUGUAUUGCAUAUUACGAUGUUGAUGCAUAAUUUGUGAGUGAAGUUGACCAGUAGACAUAUUCUGGAUUGCUACUGGUACCUUAUAAGUAUUGUCUCACAAUCACCUACAGAAAGUUCAAACAUUUUUAUUGAUGCCUUUCAUUUUAUUUAUUUAUUUAUUUUUCAAAUCAUGACACAGCAAGUUUCCAGUUUCUUAGAUCGAAACAAGACGAUAAAACAGGAUUUUUCUUGGACAUCUUCAACGUAAUGUGAGUGUGUGAAAGUGAGUCUGGUAAUUCAUGUGAUUUCAUUUAUUGUAUGUUUUAUACAUUUAUGUCAAGUACAGUAGGUGUCUUUAAAGCGGCUGUGAUGUAAAGUCUGUACAAUGUGAUAUUUUUCGGCAUUAGUUCUCACAGAAUCACAAUGUUGAGAUACUUUCCUACAGGACUCUCUAAAACCAUCACGACAACCAACACUCGCGCAUUUGAAACUUUUUUUCCACAUGCAUGGGUUGAAUGAAAGAUUGUUUGUCAGUGCAAUGAUUAAUGUAUUCCAUUAACAAAAAACUAUGAUUUUGGUGCUAUAUGCUAUACUUGUUCAGAUUCUAAUUUUCUCAUGAAAUAUCGCCGCAGGUAGACAAAAGGGGUAAAUGUACAGAAACGAUAAACGCAUCUUUAGUAAAAGAUGUUGCCGGUGUUAAGCUUAUUUUAUCUUUAUUGAAAUGUUGUAAAUAUAUGCAUGGUCUUUGACACGAAAAUCAUGUUUGGUGUAAAAAGAUAAGAAUUUGAUGAAUUCAGAAUUUGGCACUUUCGAAUCUUUCAACAGGAAACAAACGAUGCAUUUCAGAAAGUCGAUAUUUUUAUCAAAAUCGUUAUCCUGCUAUUUGAGGAAUGUUGACAUUUGGUCUGAAGAUUUUAAGGGAUUGAUGGCAAAGUGUCUCGGGUAAAGACCUUGUCUCUUGGUGAUUAGACCACACUUCAUUCAAUUUCAACACAAGAAAUCCUACAAUCUGUUCUCAAUAAAUCUGGGAGCCUACGGAGUGUAUUACGAAUACAUUUAGUUAUGUCAGUAUUUAUUAUAUUUUGUUAUAUAUUUAUUACGCUAACAGUAUUCUCUCUUUCCACGGCUUUUCCCUUUGAAAUCUCACAUUGACGUUAUUUUCGAAUAUAUAGAAUGGAUUUUUAAAAGAAAAUUAUUUUUUAUGAUAAUUCGAUGAAUGAGGGACAGAAUCUUUUUAUCAUUAUAUGAUCAGCUCGCUUCCGUCAGCUCUCGGAUUGCAUUGUGCAAGUAUACCAUUGUAAGAAAAAUAUCAUUUGCCGGAAGUAACUUGGUUCUGUGCGUGCUCAGCUAAUAUAAUCACGCUUUUUAUAGGCAUUUUAUGCAAAGAAUAUGAGGUCCCGAUUAAUGUCAUGUUUCCAUUUUGUUUUAUUAUAUUUAAUAUUGAUUCAGAAAUGUUGUUGACGAUUAAAAUGUUAUGAAAAAACUU